AUGAUGUUCAAUCUUCUGGCUGUGUUGCCAUUGUUGGCUUUGGCAGCUGCCAAAUGCAAGGUGCACGAUCAGACGUUUACGCCGGAUUAUGUGCUUGAAGCGACGCUGGAGGACAUCAAAGUCAAUUGCAAAUCCCGUCAAUCGGUUGUUUUUAACGGGACUUUUCCGGGACCUACGCUGCACCUCAAAGAAGAACAAACAGUCUGGAUCUGUGUGUACAAUCGCGUGCCAGACCAGAACCUCACUGUUCACUGGCAUGGAAUAAGCCAACGAGCCGCACCCUUUUCCGACGGUACACCUCUCGUCAGCCAGUGGCCCAUUCCUGCGAAUAACUUCUUCGAUUAUGAAGUUCGACCUCAGCGUGGCGAUGCGGGAACGUACUUUUAUCACUCGCACGUUGGACUCCAGAGCUUGACGGCGCAUGGAGUGCUGAUCGUCAAGGAUGCCGAUAAACCCGAAUACAAGUACGACGGGGACUUUGCGCUCAUCGUCUCAGAUAACUACGAUGCAUCAGAUGAAACAAUUGAGGCGGGUCUUCUCGGGGACCCGUUCAAGUGGUCUGGGGAGCCUCAAGCGAUUACCAUCAACGGCAAUUCUGGAAACCAGAGCUUCGAUACUGCUUCUGACAUUAGCUGCACGCCUCAUGUCAUUGAAGUCAAUCCCGGAAAGAAGUAUCGCAUGCGAUUCAUUGGCGCGACUGCUUUGUCAAUGAUCAAGCUUGGAAUUGACGGGCACGAGAAGCUAACUGUCAUUGAAGCUGAUGGUUCAUAUACCAAGCCCGCCAAGGUCGAUCACGUCCAGGUUUCAUCCGGUCAGCGCUUCAGCUAUCUGCUAAAGACAAAGUCCGCCAAAGAGGUUUGCCAUGGUGACGAUUCACAGUUUUGGGUACGAUAUGAGAGUCGUGAUCGACCGAAGCAGAUCAGUGGUUACGCUAUUCUGAGAUACAAAUGCCCUAAGGGACCAAAGCUGCCAAGGACUCUGCCACUCUCCUCACCUGUUGUCUUGCCAAAUAACACUUACGACUACCUUGAGUACAAGCUCCAGGGACUUUCGGAGUACAACAACAAGGCCUUCCCUCGUUUGAGCGAGGUUACCAGGACGGUGACCAUUCAGAUCAAUCAGGUCCUGACCACUGGACAAUAUGAAAAUGGAACAUUGAACGGCACAGUUGCCUGGGCACAAAAUGGUCUCCCAUGGAAGGAAAGUGUCCAAGCAGAGCGCAACCAAGUCCCAUAUCUCAUCCAAGUCUACGAAACUGGCCAGACACCCAACUAUACCCUCGCUCUAGAGCACGGCGGUUUUGAUCCCAACACAAAAGCCUUCCCAGCCAAGGUCGGUGAAGUCUUGGAUAUCGUAUGGCAGAACAACAACGGUCCUACAGGAGGCUGGGACUUUCACCCGAUGCAUGUCCACGGCUACCAUGUCUAUGAUCUAGGCUCAGGUAAUGGGACUUACGAUGCGCAUGAGAACGAGAAGCACUUCAAGAACUUCACGCCUGUUCUUCGUGACUCUACUAAUUUGUAUCGCUAUGCUACUAAGGGCGUGCCUCACCAUACAGCUGGUUGGAGAGCAUGGAGAAUCAAGAUCACCGAAGAGAACAUCGGAGCUUGGAUGAUGCAUUGUCAUAUUCUUCAGCACCAGGUCAUGGGUAUGGCGACGGUUUGGGUGUUUGGCGAUGCGCAGGAGAUCAAGGGCAAGUUCCCUGCUCUGCCGUACUCGCAGGGUUAUCUGAACUAUGGUGGUAGUGCAUACGGUACUGGUGCUAAGCCUCCGGUUGUGAACCACUAUUAUAGUGAUGACGACUAG
This is a messenger RNA of Fusarium tjaetaba, 1806 nucleotides long. Its product is annotated as L-ascorbate oxidase. The transcript is spliced from 3 exons. The record is from RefSeq and is a predicted model, not a curated record. Lineage: Eukaryota; Fungi; Ascomycota; Sordariomycetes; Hypocreales; Nectriaceae. Bases 1 to 1806 code for a protein of 601 amino acids. Gene Ontology annotation, molecular function: copper ion binding; oxidoreductase activity.